ACUGGCCGAUCCACUGCUGCUGUGUCGAUUAGCGCUGGAGAGGCGGAAGGGGCUGAGGGUUUCUGUUAUUAUCGGUAACAGUUAUCCGAGUCCACCUGUGUUUUAGUCAUAGUGCGGACUGGACGACGCGAUAUUGUGGCGGAGAGCCCCUGCUAAAGCGCCGAGAUGUUGAAUAUGUGGAAAGUCAGGGAGUUGGUGGAUAAAGCCACCAAUGUUGUGAUGAACUACUCCGAGAUAGAGUCCAAGGUUCGAGAAGCCACCAAUGAUGACUCCUGGGGCCCAUCGGGUCAGCUCAUGGGUGAGAUUGCCAAAUCCACAUUUAUGUACGAGCAGUUCCCUGAAGUUAUGAACAUGCUUUGGACUAGAAUGCUGAAAGACAACAAGAAGAAUUGGAGAAGAGUUUACAAGGUACAGUGCACUGCUCAUCUUGCAUCAUAUUUUCACCUUCAAAUGAGACAAUUGUUGAAAUAA
This is a messenger RNA of Sinocyclocheilus rhinocerous, 471 nucleotides long. Its product is annotated as clathrin interactor 1-like. Gene Ontology annotation, cellular component: endosome; clathrin vesicle coat; plasma membrane. Gene Ontology annotation, biological process: endocytosis. The record is from RefSeq and is a predicted model, not a curated record. Bases 166 to 471 code for a protein of 101 amino acids. NCBI's taxonomy places the organism in Eukaryota, Metazoa, Chordata, Actinopteri, Cypriniformes, Cyprinidae. Gene Ontology annotation, molecular function: phospholipid binding; clathrin binding. The transcript has 3 exons.